This is a messenger RNA of Onthophagus taurus, 1978 nucleotides long. RefSeq names its product fatty acyl-CoA reductase wat-like. Gene Ontology annotation, molecular function: alcohol-forming very long-chain fatty acyl-CoA reductase (NADP+) activity. Gene Ontology annotation, cellular component: peroxisome. The record is from RefSeq and is a predicted model, not a curated record. NCBI's taxonomy places the organism in Eukaryota, Metazoa, Arthropoda, Insecta, Coleoptera, Scarabaeidae. Gene Ontology annotation, biological process: long-chain fatty-acyl-CoA metabolic process.
UAGCCGGCGACCUUGCUUUGGUAGUUUGAUAUAGGAUUUAAAAGUUGGAACUUAAAUUAUUAUAAAUAAAAUAAAAUGAGUGAGAUUCAAAGAUUUUACGAAAACAAAACGAUUUUUUUAACGGGGGGAACUGGGUUUUUGGGGAAAUUGUUCGUCGAGAAAAUUUUGAGGAGUUCUAACCCCAAAAAAAUUUUUUUGUUGUUGAGAGAAAAGAAAGGAAAAAAUCCCAGUGAGCGUCUCCAAGAAUUAUUUGACAUCCCAGCAUUUUCCUCAUUAACUAACCUAAAACCGAAUUAUAAAUCGUUAAUUUCGAUCAUUGAGGGCGAUUUAGAAUUAGUCGAUUUGGGGUUAAAACAAAAAGAUAAAGAAAUUCUCGAAAGUGAGGUUAACGUAAUAAUCCAUAGUGGCGCGACGGUUCGUUUCGACGAAAACUUACAAAAAGCUACUUACAUUAAUGUGAGAAGCACGCGGGAUUUACUGAUUUUAGCGGAAAAAGCCGAAAAUUUGGAGAGCUUUGUUUACGUUUCGACGGCUUUUUCCAACUGCACUAAACAAACAAUCGACGAAAAGUUCUACCAACCGUUAAUAACCAGCGAAAAUUUGCUGAAAUUAGUCGAUUGUUUGGAUUUGGAGACGUUAAAGCAAAUAACACCAACAUUAUUACAAGAUAACCCAAACACUUACGUUUUUACUAAAUCAAUAGCCGAGAAUCAAAUUAAGGAUUUCUCAAAAAGACUUCCGAUUGCUUUGGUUCGACCGAGUAUCGUUGUAAGUAGUUACAAAGAACCAAUCCCUGGUUGGUUAGAUAAUUUAUUCGGACCCACCUCGAUUUUAUUAGGGGCUUGUUUCGGAUUGAUUCGGGCCCUCAACGUGGAUAAAAACGCCCCGGCGGAAAUCGUCCCUGUCGAUUUUGUGAUUAACUCAAUAAUAGCAGCGGGGUAUAAAACGGCAAAAACGCAAGAGUCAAAAAUUUAUAACUACGUUAGCUCGAAACAGAACUUGAUUACGUGGGAGAAUUACGAAAUUUUAACGAGGAAAUACGCCCUAAAAGUACCUUCACCGUUAGUUGUUUGGCACUCAACGUUAUUUUUGAUUAAAACUCGGUUAAUAUUUUUGAUUUAUUCGUUUUUCGUUCAAACGAUCCCGGCUUAUGUCGUCGAUUUCGCUGCGAAAUUAAUCGGAAAAGAACCAAUGUUGGUUAAAGCAUACAAAAAGAUUGAUAAAUUUUGCGGGGCCAUUUCGUAUUUUAGCACGAAAUCUUGGAAUUUUAGUACGGAUAAUACGAUAUCUUUGUGGAACGAUUUAAAUGAAAGUGAUCAAAAAUUAUUUCCUUUCAACAUCGAAUCGAUGCCUUGGGAGGAUUUUUUUACUAAUUACAUCAAAGGGGCUCGGCUGUAUUUGAUGAAGGACCCCCUUGAGACGAUCCCAGCUGGUCGGAGGAAAUUAAAAGUUCUCAAAGUGGCGCAUUACACCUUGUUAAUCAUUUUUAUCGUUAUUUUUUAUAAAAUUUUUACGUUUUUCUACAACUUAAUUCAUUAAAUUAAUUUUUUAAUAAAAUUUAUUUUCGAAAUCAAUUUUCUACAAGUGCUUUAUUACAUUGUACUAUUUAAAUUAAACAAAAAAACCUUUUGUCUGUGUGGAUUAAGUUCAAAUCACUAAUUAUUAUUAAUACAAAAGAAAAUUAAAUAAUAAUGUACAAAUAAUCAAGAUUAACUUAAAACUUUAUUUCCAGAAGUGGGAAAUUAAUAACUACUUUAUAUUAUUUAACAAAAAAAAAACUUUCAACAAAAAACAAAGUAAGGAACAAAUCUUUUUGAUGUCUAAAUAUAAAUUACUUAAAAUAGUACCCUAAAAUACAUCAUUAAUCUUAUUUCACAGUUUUUAUCCUCCUCGUUUUCCAAAUUUGUGACUUUUACAAUUAAUACUGUCAAUCGGGGUGAUCUAACCUCAAAAAAUCCCAAUAAAUUAAUAAACGCCA